AUGUACGCCCUCCAACGUUUACUCUACGGAUUCCCCGAGCCGGCUCCGCACAAACGCACCAAGCCCGUCGAGGUGCUUUGCUUGGGCUUGCCACGCACCGGAACCGAGUCGUUAAGCGUGGCCUUGCGAACUCUGGGCCUGCAGACAUAUCAUGGCUGGGACUUGGUAUUCGAGCCAGAUGGCAGCAAGCUGCAACUAUGUGCUGAGCUAGUGCGGCGGAAAUACAAAGGGGCUCGCGAUGGCGACGUGCACAUUAGUAGCGCGGAGUUCGACAUUCUUGUCGGUGAUAGUCAAGCGGUGGUUGACUCGUUGUGUAUUUUAUUUGCUCCCGAGCUGCUCGCCGCCUACCCAGACGCCAAGGUGGUCCUCAACAUGCGUCCCGAUUCCAAUGCCUGGUACCGGAGCAUCAAUAAAACUAUCAUCGAAGAGGCCGAUCAAUCAUGGGUGAUGUGGGCGAUGCAGUGGUUCUCCGCAGAGUUUCAUUGGCUGUACAGUCUUUACUUAAGAGAUGGAUAUCCCGGCAUCUUUCACAGCGGCACCACCAAAGACGGUAUCCAGCGAAACGCAAAGUGGGUGUAUCGCGACCACUGCAAUAUGGUCCGGGGGAUGGUGCCUAAGGAUAAUUUGCUGGAGUGGUCCUUUCUCGACAAGCCUGUUCCGAACGAGCCCUUUCCCCGAACCAAUAAUCCAGGCGAUUACGCCGAGCGCGCAAAUAAACUCAUCAAAAAGCGCUCCGUGCAAUGUCUGCGCAACUUGACUCUCACCGCCCUGACUCUGGGCGGGAUCACCACUGCUGUUGUGAUGUGGUGGCAGGGACGGAUCCCGAAGGUGACGAGGCUGGGUGAUCUCCUUGUAAAAUGA
This is a messenger RNA of Aspergillus nomiae NRRL 13137, 861 nucleotides long. RefSeq names its product sulfotransferase family protein. The coding region runs from base 1 to 861 and encodes 286 amino acids. Lineage: Eukaryota; Fungi; Ascomycota; Eurotiomycetes; Eurotiales; Aspergillaceae. The transcript has 2 exons. The record is from RefSeq and is a predicted model, not a curated record.